AUGGUAGUAAACGAUGGCAAAUGCUCUCGUUUCUCUCUCUGUCGUGUUAUUCUUGUCUGCUACCUUUUACGUGCUCGAGCAGACGCACAACAAAUGCAACCACCGGACGGAGAUUGUGUAGUGCGGCCUAAAGGAUGGGAAUCCGGUGCAACUGAACACCUCAGAGUCGGAAUACCUUGGAAACCGGGAUUCCGAGAAUUCGUUAAUGUGGUAGUUGAUCCCAAGACAAACCGUACGUAUGCAAAAGGAUUUUGCAUCGAUAUUUUCUUAGCUACAUUGAAGGAAUAUGAUAUGGUGGUGGCGGAUGCAACAAUUUGGGCUCCACGGUUAUCUUACGUUGAUUUUACGCACCCGUACGUCGACUCGGGAGUUGUUCUAGUCGUAAAAAACAAGAAACCUUUCAGUAUGUGGAUUUUUGUGAAACCCCUAAGAUGGGAUUUGUGGCUAGCAAUCAUUGCGGCAUGCAUUUUGCUCGGAGUAACUCUUCGCGUAUUGGAACGCCGUCGCCAAAGUUUCACUGCAAAUUUAUCCGCCAUUCUGACGGUUGAUCAAUUAGAAUUCGCGUUUUCUGACGAUUACUAUGUGGGCUACCAUAAGGGUUCCUUCAUGAAAGAAUUCUUGAUAGAACAUCUACAUAUUAGAGAAUCGAGAAUGAGGGACUACUUAUCGACCGAAGAAUACCACGAUGCUUUGUCGAAAGGCAGCCAAAACGGAGGCGUCGACGCCGUGUUCGAUGAGCUUCCUUACAUGAAGCUUUUGCUCAACCGCUAUAAAUCCCAAUACAAAAUGGUGGGACCCACUUAUCGUACGGGUGGAAUGGGCUUCGCUUUCCCGAUUGGGUCGCCCUUAGUUGCGCACUUUUCAAGGGCGAUCUUGAAUGUCACCCAAGGCCCGAACAUGGUUUUUUUCGAACAGAAGAAUUUCGGGCCGGGAUUUUCUUCACAAGACCCUCUAUCAUCCGCAAUAACUCAAGGGACAUCCGGCCUUACUCUAUUUGAAUUUGGUGGUCUAUUCAUUAUUACCGGGUCACUGGUUGCGUUUGCUCUAAUCUACUCGGAGAGAGAAAUAAUUACGCGUAAACUCACUAAUACGAUGAGAUGUUUUUUCCCAUUUUGCUUCGAUCCACGUCCCGGCGAGGUAGAGGUUCCACGUGAUAACGGAGGCGCAACAAAUGGUGAAAGGAACGGAACUCAUCAAGACACUGGUGAUACACCGCAGCCUCAUUCACCACAACAUUCUCCUCCAGCUCCCGGAGAACCGGCCCGACAAGGUGCGGUAAUAAUUGAUGUAGCAGGCUAA
Erythranthe guttata (spotted monkey flower) is the source of this 1299-nucleotide messenger RNA. Lineage: Eukaryota; Viridiplantae; Streptophyta; Magnoliopsida; Lamiales; Phrymaceae. The record is from RefSeq and is a predicted model, not a curated record.